Messenger RNA from Paramormyrops kingsleyae, 4438 nucleotides. RefSeq names its product capping protein, Arp2/3 and myosin-I linker protein 3-like. Gene Ontology annotation, cellular component: lamellipodium; plasma membrane. Gene Ontology annotation, molecular function: protein binding. The record is from RefSeq and is a predicted model, not a curated record. Gene Ontology annotation, biological process: cell migration; regulation of Arp2/3 complex-mediated actin nucleation. NCBI's taxonomy places the organism in Eukaryota, Metazoa, Chordata, Actinopteri, Osteoglossiformes, Mormyridae.
UGUGUGCGUGUGCGCGCCUGUAUGCGUGUGCGCCACUCGGCUACCUGUCUUCAACCAGCCGCAGGUUCAUCGCGAGGACGGACGUGUGUGGUUGUCAUGCUGUCUGCUGGCCGGCUGUCCCUCAGCCUCCAAGAUGGGAUCUUUCAGCUGCUUAAUCCCCAGAAGGUCCUCUUCCUGACACAGGUCCAGCUGAACCAGUUAAAAGCCGGAUUGGACAGCAGGGUCUUGGUCAUGACACCAUGGAGGGCUUAUGUGUUCCACUGCAGGCAGCCAGUCAAGCUGGACAGCUCCUUCAGCUACCUGGAGAUCUACGCCAUCACCAUCGGAAGCCUGAACCAGAUGGUGAUUGAUACCGACAAGCAGAGUUACACUUUUAACCUGAUGACCAUGGAGGACCUGGAGGCAGUGGUCAGUCAUGUGACUGCUUCACUCAAGAAGAUCUUUCCGGACUCGUCACCAGGGAAACUAUUGAAGAAGGUCCCCACUGAGCUGCAAGAGCAGCUGCGGAGGCUGACAGCCCAUGUGGAGGAGCAACUGAGCAGCACCCAGGGGCCAUGCGGUGGCUUCUCAGAGACUUAUGCCGCCUUGUGUGACUUCAAUGAGUUCCCCUGUCGAGAAGAGGUCCAAUGGGAUGUGGACAAUAUUUACCAUGUCCAGAGCUGUCGGGACUUCAACCUGCUGGAGUUCAGUCACCUGGACAGUCGUGAUCUCGCCCUGGCAGUGGCUGCCUUGUCAUUCAACCAGUGGUUCACCAGGAUCAGUAACAGAGACUUCAGGCUGAAUCCGGAUGUUCAGGAACAGGUCCUCUACAUGAUCAACAGAUCUCCCAAGCUGGAGGAGGUGUGUCUGGAGAAUAGCGGUCUUAGAUCGGAUUUUGCUUUGAGGAUGGCCUGGGCUCUUCGAGACCACUCAGGCUCCAUGCUGCACACCAUCAAUCUCUCGGCCAAUCAGAUAGAGGACAAAGGUGUGGCGGCGCUCUGUCAGCAACUGGACAAGCUGCCCCACGGCCUCGUCCAGCUGUCCCUCGCCAAGGUGUCACUCUCUUCCAGAGGUGUUGCCAAUCUGGCUCAGGCAUUUUCACACAAGUCAUUCCCCACGUCACUGCAACACCUGGACCUGUCAGGCAAUGCAGGGUGUCUGGCCAUGGAGGAGGCUGAAUGCCUGUUUAAGUUUCUGUCUGGUGAGAAUAUUGUGUCUUACCUGGACCUAAGUGGGACAGACUGCCCCUUGGACACUCUGUUUGUGUCCUUGUCACAUGGAUGCUACACCAAAAUGACUCACCUGAACUUGUCCAAGACCACCUUCUCACACAGGAAAGUGAAAGAUGUGACACGUAGUGUGAGGGAUUUCUUCAGGAAGAGUGAGAAGCUGAAAUAUGUCGGACUGGCUGGUACCAGACUUCCUGCAGAGGCUUUGCGGUUGCUGCUGCAGGGUUUAGCUACCAACACUCACCUGUCCGGACUGCAGCUGGACCUGAGUAGCUGUGAGCUCCGCUCAGCGGGGGCACAGGUGAUCCAGGAGCAUAUCUUCGAGGCCAAGGCCAUCAACAGCCUGGACCUGUCUGACAAUGGUCUGGAGAGCGACAUGGUUACCGUGAUCCUUGCCAUCGGACGGAGCCAUUCCAUCAGACACCUGGCCCUGGGCCGCAACUUUGCCAUGAAAUCCCGAAUGCUCACUGAUGUCCUACACCGGCUUGUCCAGCUCAUUCAGGAAGAGGAAUGUCCCCUGGAGUCACUGUCAGUGUCCGGCUCCAAGCUGAAGACUGGGACAACCAUCCUCAUUAACAGUCUGGGCUGUAACUCAACACUGACCAAGAUGGACAUCAGUGGAAACUAUAUCGGUGACACUGGGGCCAAGAUGUUAGCCAAAGCCCUGCUCAUUAACACCAAGCUCAAGACUCUAGUUUGGGACAAAAACAGUGUGACUGCCAGCGGUUUCAUGGAUGUGGCCAAUGCAUUAGACAAGAACUCAACUCUGCAAUACAUGUCCUUCCCCGUGAGUGAUGCGUCACAGGCAUAUCGCAGCAACCCAGAAAAAACCGAGGAGGCCUUACAGAAAAUCCAGACUUACCUACUGAGGAACAGCCAGAAACAGGAAGUGAUGUCAGACCAUGUGCUCAAACUCCAACAGAGCUUGAGGAUCAGCCAAUCAGAACAGCGAGUGCAGAACCACUGUCUGAAAGUGCAGGAGUCCAUGCGUCCACUCAGCACCUGCAGCAUGCCAGAAGUGCAGACAGAUGUCCUGCACGCGGAGGAAGUACUGGGUCACGCCAGAACGUCCCUCAACCUGCUGCCGACUCUUUUUGAAUUGGGAAGAGCGCCACCUAGCAGUGAUGUACUGCAAAACAUCCUGAAGGACACAGCCAGGGUGGUGACCAGUGAAGUUGUCGGGGAGGUUCAGGAGCUGGUGCAGACCAUGCUGCAGUCUGCACAGACCGUUUGCCCCCGCGUUGUACAAAGGUCAAGUGUCAAUGAGCAGGUGGCCGUCUGUGUGGACAGGAUGUCCCGGCAGGUUGCAUUCUUCUUCCAGGACAUGUUUGUGGAGCAGAUGGGACAGCUGGUGAAGAGCAGGCUGCGUGAACUGAGACAGGCAGUCAGUAUGUCUCUGGCAGAGAGCAUCGUCACCGAAGUCACGCAGGACUUAUCAAUAUCUCAACAGAAGCUGGAGCGACAUAUUAAGGAGCACACUCAGACCCUCCCGGGCUCUGCAUCUUCCACACCCAGAACCAACAUCCCUCAGCUCAGACUGGUGGAGGCGGAGUUCCCCACAGAUGAGUACGUUCCUGUCAUCUGGCACAGCGGUUUCCCGACUGGGAGCAUCCGCCCAGCACCGUCGGUCAAAAGUCUCUUGGAUUCGGAGACAGACUCUCCAGCCAAUGAGAGUGCAGCAGGCCAGUUGAAGCCCCACCCGGGGGAGGACACAGUAGCACACAGCUCGACGGGGCCCCUGGAGCCUGCAGGUCAGCAGCCCAUUCUGGAGCUGCCUGUGGAGAGCCAGACACUAAGACACCACACACUGUCGAGGCCACGCCCCCAGAGGAUCCACCGACACCCACCCAGCAAACGCCAGGUGGAGCUGCUCACUGAAGGUGAGAACUUGGCUUCUGAGAACGACGGCAGGGUGGACGAGGGACUCGAAGAGUUUUUCACCAAGAAAGUCCUCCCUGAGAACUGCCCCAGCCUGCAGGCCCCAGAGCUUCCAGCGAAACCAGACAACCUCGGGGGGAAACUAGCCGCCUCCAAGGACCUACGGAAAAAGUCUAGGGAUUUCUUUGCCUUCAAGCGGGUGUUUGCGGGACGACCUUGCAAAGGAGAAGGGGCGCCAGAACAGACCAUCAAAAAGACCUGCAUCGCUGACCUCAUCCGCCCCCUGAGGAUGGCUGUGCGGCCAGAGAAAGAGAGAGACAGCGAGAGGGCAACUGUAGCAGAAGAGCCUGCCAAGGCACCUGUCCCACUGCAGAGAGACGCUGCCAACCCCUACGUGCAAGUCCCCGCCCGGCUGCGCCCCCCGGAGGCUUCCCAGCGCGGCCUGCGGGCUGCCAAGGCCCAGUCCCUCAUCAUGCUGCCCAGCGCUGACUCAGGGGGGUCUGACAAGUUGACGGGCAGCCCCCCCGUCCUGCACGAUGCCCUCCAGCCCAUGGCGGUUUCCAGGACAGUGCUGCUAUCCGGAGCAAAGCCCAGCCAGAAGGAAAGUGAGCCGAGGAAAGGGGUCUCUGAGGAUCACAGGAACCAAUCACGUUCAUCCACAACCUCCCUGGAAUCCCAUAGAGUCCAGCCAUCGCCUGAAUGGCUGGCCCCUCCAAACCGGCCUUGCCCCCCAGCACCCACUAGACCCAUCUGUAAGCCCCCAUCACUGUCACCAGAAGCUCCUGUAGCUCCACCCCGACAAAAGCACCUAUCAAACCCCACCCGUCGGAGGGAGGCUCCACCCAUCCCCACAACUCCAUGGGAUGGGCGAGACCGAGCACAGUCAGUCACUGAAGCAGACAGCCUCCCAAACCGGAGACCCAGAACAAAGCCCUCACCUCGCCGCCAUACCACAUCUGUCCAUGAGGAGGUGCUACGCAAGCAGAUGGCCCUACUGAACCCUGAGGAGCUGAUGGCAGUGCCUCCCCGGCCCUUGAGGUCACCAAUACAUAAACGACCCCCCCCACAAGAACCACAUGGACAGGAGGCUCUGGAAAAGUGGACAGGACAAACCUCAGGUGGGGGCAGACCGAGAGAGGAAGAGUCCACCAAAGAAAGGGGAAGGAUGAUCACUCCAGACCAAACCAGAUUAGAGGCAGAGAGGGCAGAUGCAAGUCCACCCCCUCUCCCACAGAAACCUAUGGACUGACCCUGACUAUUCCAGCACAUACCUGAUUCUGUACACAGAAAUGCACAAAAGACAACUAUGCCGAUUCCCCUUAUUAUUUUAAUUAAAAAUGACUUUUUAAAGA